Messenger RNA from Trichomycterus rosablanca, 8628 nucleotides. RefSeq names its product phospholipid-transporting ATPase ABCA1. Gene Ontology annotation, molecular function: phosphatidylserine floppase activity; phosphatidylcholine floppase activity; ATP binding. The record is from RefSeq and is a predicted model, not a curated record. Gene Ontology annotation, cellular component: intracellular membrane-bounded organelle; membrane. Gene Ontology annotation, biological process: transmembrane transport; phospholipid efflux. NCBI's taxonomy places the organism in Eukaryota, Metazoa, Chordata, Actinopteri, Siluriformes, Trichomycteridae. The transcript has 49 exons. The coding region runs from base 1 to 6696 and encodes 2231 amino acids.
AUGGGUCUCUUGGUGCAGCUUCGUCUUCUGCUGUGGAAGAACUUCCUUCUGCGCAAAAGACAGAAGUUGCGGUUGGUGAUUGAGCUGAUAUGGCCCCUGUUCCUGUUUUUUAUACUGGUGUCUGUGAGAUCUACCAAUCACCCUGUCACAAAAGGAACAUGCCAUUACCCCAACAAGCCAAUGCCCUCAGCGGGGGUGUUACCGUGGUUACAAGGCAUGGUGUGCAACAUACAGAAUCCCUGCAAAAGUGAACCAACUCCUGGAGAAGCACCUGGUCAGGUCAACAACUUUAAUAGCUCCAUCAUUUCGAAGACUUUAACAGAGCUUCAUUCUCUAAUAAUUGACUCCUCACUGCUGUCUGACUUGAAACUUCUCUCUGCUGAUAUCUACAAAUUAGCUUUCAUGCUUGAGAAUUCAAACCCAGCCAAUGGUCGUACAAUUCCAAUACGCAGUUUACUGAAAGACAAUGAGACCUUCUCUUCAUUCCUGAGGAACGACCUGGCACUUUCAUCUAAUACCGUUUACAGACUGACAAGUGUGAAACUUCGACUCAGUCAGUUACCAGCUUUCUCAAGUGUGACGGAUAUUCACUCAGUCCUGUGUAAUAACUAUUCUCUACUGCGCUACUUUGAGUUCAGCUCCUUUAGUAAUAUGAUGGAGUUCCAGAAUAUAACCUGCUCCCUGACUCCCAGUCAGCUUUAUCAGGCACAAGUGGUUUUCCUCCAGAACCUGGACAGCAUGAGGCUGAUGGCUGCUCUUCCAAUGGCGCUAAAUGUAAACCCUUUACAGUUUGGAUAUCUGCUUGCUAGUACCAGCUUCCAUGCAGCUCCAGUUUUACAAGAGGUGUCCAAACUUCAGACCUUGUCCCUACUCAGUGCUAUGGACGUUCUAAACUUCAGCUCAAAUCCCCUUGGUAGUUUGAUGAUGGUCAUGUGUGGUGGAGAUUCAAGCUUCAACUCGAGCGCCGCAGGACCAAGUUUUGGUGGCUCAUCGAACACAACAAGCGCACCUAGUACAAACACAACCCAAGGCAACUCAAGUGAUUUCUGUCUAAAUUUGAUCGAAACCCUGAAAAGCACGUCCUCCCUCCGUCUCUUCUGGACCUCUUUCCGUCCACUUCUCCUGGGACGAGUCCUAUACACACCAGACACCCCCUUCACACGCCGGGUUAUGACACAGGCCAAUAGUACCUUUGAUGCCCUUGCUAAAGUGAGCGGGCUGGCUAACACCUGGUUGGAGAAUGAGGAUACGAUCUGGAACUUCUUUCAGAACAGCACACAGGUCAACACUCUACGUGCUGUGCUGCGGAACCCAUUUUUCGCCACGGCUCUUGAUCAGCAGCUACAGGGAAGCAAGCUGUCCGCGGGCCUGAUUGCCAACUUCCUGUUUAAUGGCGAAGAAAAGGAUCGACCUCCAGUGUUCCCAUCGUUUGACUGGAGGAACGUCUUCAAUGCCAUCAGCCAGAUUGCCAGACUAAUCAAGCAGUUCAUGGAGUGUUUUGAUCUGAACAAGUUCGAGGCGGUGGAGAGUGAGGCAAUGCUUGUGAAGGAAGCACUGAAGCUGCUGGAUGAGGAGAGGUUCUGGGCUGGGGUCGUCUUCACUGAUCUGAACACCAGCGAUCCAUCACUUGUCAGAUACAAGAUCCGCAUGGACAUCGACGACACUGAGAGGACUGAUAAGAUCAAAGAAAGGUCCUGGUCUCCAUCGGCUCGUGAUAACCCUUUCAAUGACCUACGCUACGUGAGGGGAGGCUUCAUAUACCUGCAGGACAUGCUGGACCAGGGCAUCAUCCGGACACAGACCGGCAUCAGGCAGACUCUCGGGGUGUACAUGCAGCAGAUGCCCUACCCAUGCUAUGUGGAUGAUGUCUUUGUCUCAUCUAUCGCUAUGAUCCUGCCCAUGCUUCUGGUGCUGGCCUUCAUGUACUCUGUGUGCCAGAAUAUCAAAGGUCUGGUCCUUGAGAAAGAGUUGCGACUGAAGGAGGUGCUGCGUGCCGUGGGUGUGAGGAACGGCACUCUCUGGUUUGCCUGGUUUACAGAGAACAUGGUUCUGCUCGCGGUGCCGUGUGCACUGAUUAGCGUGAUGGUAAAGUUUGGAGGUGUUCUGCGCUACAGUGACCCGUCUGUCAUCUUCGUCUUCCUGCUGGUGUUUUGCAUGACCACUGUCAUGCAGUGUUUUUUAAUCAGUGUGUUUUUCUCGCGGGCGAACCUGGCCGCCGCCUGUGGGGGUCUCAUCUACUUCCUGCUUUACCUACCACACAUCCUGUGCUACGCCUGGAGAGACGUCAUGACCUAUCGAGUCAAGACUUUGGUGAGCCUGCUGUCAUGUGUGGCAUUUGGCUAUGGCUGUGAGAAUUUUGCGAGGUUUGAGGAGCAGGGCAUAGGUAUCCAGUGGAGCAACAUCUUGGUUAGCUCACAGGACUCUGACCCCUACACUUUCUUCAUCUCCAUUGUCAUGAUGUUGAUUGACACACUGCUCUACUGGAUCCUCACCUGGUACAUUGAAAAUGUCUUUCCAGGCCAGUAUGGCAUUCCAAAGCCCUGGUAUUUCCCUGUAACUUGCUCCUACUGGACUGGGACGCCAGCAGCCACGGACACAGAGCCGAUCCCUCUCGACACACUAGAGAGCCAAAACGGUUAUCUGGAAAAACCUUCUGCAAACCUGAAGGCUGGUGUGUCCAUAAGGAAUCUAGUGAAGGUCUAUAAGACCGGAAACAAACUGGCUGUGGAUAAACUCAGUCUGGACUUCUACCAGGAUCAGAUCACCUCGUUCUUGGGUCAUAAUGGAGCAGGCAAAACCACCACCAUGUCCAUCCUGACCGGUCUAUUCGCUCCCACUUCCGGCACAGCCUAUAUUAAUGGCUUGGACAUCCGGACCGAUAUGGACAGUAUCCGUAAGACUCUGGGAAUGUGCCCGCAACACAAUGUCCUUUUUAAUGAUCUCACUGUAGAGGAGCACAUUUAUUUCUAUGCCCGACUGAAGGGGCGGAGCUCCAAAGAGGUGAAUCAGGAAAUUGAUCAGAUUAUCAAAGACGUGGGUCUGCCACAUAAACGCAAGGAACUCUCCAAGAACCUGUCAGGCGGCAUGCAGAGAAAGUUGUCAGUCGCCAUAGCCUUUGUGGGCGGGUCAAACGUGGUGAUCCUGGACGAACCAACAGCGGGAGUGGAUCCCUAUGCCCGAAGAGGAAUCUGGGAACUGCUGCUAAAAUAUAAACAAGGCCGGACCAUAAUCCUCUCGACGCACCACAUGGACGAGGCUGACAUUCUGGGUGAUCGUAUAGCCAUCAUUUCUCAUGGUAAGGUCUGCUGCUGCGGUUCCUCCCUGUUCCUAAAGAAGACCUACGGGAGUGGCUAUUACCUCACUUUUGUUCGUGCCAGUAAUGAAAGAGUGACAUCACAAGGCAACACUGGAAACUUCACACGGCAACAUCAGCUAAGUGAAGACUCUAGUGUGGAUGAGGGGAUCAGCUCUGACAGCGUCAGCACCACAGAAUCAGACGAUGUUUCAGAAGUCACCUCUCUGGUGCGCAUGCAUGUCCCAGAGGCGGAGUUACUAGAGGCCAUAGGACAGGAGCUGAUGUAUCUGCUGCCAUACGCAGGCUCAAAAAAUGGCAGUUUUGCAACACUUUUUAAAGACCUGGAUCUGGAGAAGGAAAGGCUGGGUAUCAGCAGCUACGGCAUCUCAGACACCACUCUGGAAGAGAUAUUUCUCAAAGUAGCAGAGGAGACGGGUGUGGACGUGGAACCAACUGCGCAAGACUCGCUACAGAGAGAUAUGAGGAAAAUCUCCAGACAUUCAAGAACCCCCAGCAUAAGGUCAGCCAUGGAUCCCAGAGGGAAUGGAACAUCUCAGCACGUGGAAGUGAGAGCACGUUUCUCAAAUCGAGUUGAAGAUGGACGACAUCCUGCAUGUGUAAACGGUAAAAGUUCAUCUGUUCUCACCGGCUGGUCUCUGAUACGACAUCAGUUCAAGGCAUUGUUCAUUAAGCGCUUUCACCAUGCAAGAAGAAGCAGGAGAGGAAUCAUUGCUCAGGUGGUCCUCCCGGCUUUCUUUGUGUGUUUGGCUCUGAUCUUCUCGUUGAUUGUCCCACCAUUCGUGGAGUAUCCAAGUCUAGAAUUGCAGCCCUGGAUGUAUGGCAAACCACAGAAUACCUUUUACAGUGUUGAUGAUAAGGAUGUUGUACAGGUGAACAGAGUAACUCAUGCCCUCCUCAGUGAUCCAGGGUUUGGGACACGCUGCAUGGAGGGCGACCCCAUACCUAAAUACCCAUGUGUUCCUUCUGGAGUGACAGACUGGUUUACUCCUGUAGUGGAUCAGUCCAUCCAUGACAUCUUUCAGAAUGGGAACUGGAGCAUGCAGAAUCCAUCUCCUGAUUGCCAGUGCAGCACUCCCAAGCGCAACCUCAUGCUUCCAGACUGUCCUCCUGGUGCUGGAGGAUUACCACCCCCUCAGAGAACACAGAGCACCACCGACACCCUGUAUGACCUCACAGAUCGAAAUAUGACUGACUACCUGCUCAAGACCUAUGCCAAGGCUGGAAAAAUAAGGUACGGUGGGAUCUCAGUCGGAGGCAUGAACUCACAGGUCAGAAUGAACGAGACUGAGAUCAUCGAAUUAAUUUCAGACCUCAAGACCAUCCUCAACAUAUCCCAGAAUGCUGUACUUGAUAAGCUGUUUGACGACUUGGAGACACUGUUAGUGGAUUUGGGAACAAGAGAUAAUGUGAAAGUCUGGUUCUAUAACCAAGGUUGGCAUAUAAUAGCAUCAUUCCUAAAUGUUGCCACCAAUGCCAUUCUCAGAGGAAAUCUUCCAGCCGGUCUGCAGCCCAAACUAUACGGCAUUUCAGCAUUUAACCAUCCACUCAACCUCACCAAAGAGCAGCUCUCCGUUGUAAUGGCAUCAAGCUCUACAGAUGUGGUGGUGGCGAUAUGUGUCAUCUUCGCCAUGUCCUUUAUUCCGGCCAGUUUCGUCCUCUUCCUCAUCCAGGAACGCGUCAGCAAAGCCAAACACCUGCAGUUUGUCAGUGGUGUCAAUCCUACUGCUUACUGGGUGGCCAACUUCACCUGGGACAUGUGUAAUUACAUCGUUCCAUGCAUUAUUGUCAUCGUCAUCUUCCUCUGCUUCCAACAAAAGGCGUAUGUAUCCCAUGCAAACCUUCCCGCACUCAUCCUGCUCCUGGUGCUUUAUGGAUGGUCCAUCACUCCGAUGAUGUACCCGGCCUCGUUCAUAUUCAGCAUUCCCAGCACGGCAUACGUGGUUCUCACCUGCAUCAAUCUUUUCAUCGGCAUCAAUGGCAGCAUUGCUACGUUUGUCAUGGAGCUCAUCAAUGACCCGAACGUUGCGGAUGUCAAUAACAUAGUGAAGCAGGUGCUGCUGAUUUUCCCUCAUUUCUGUCUGGGUCGUGGCUUAAUCGACAUGGCUAAGAACCAGGCCAUGGCAAACAUCUUCAGCACCCUGGGAGAGGACAGGUUUGAGGACCCUCUAGGCUGGAAUAUGGUGGGGAAGAACCUGUUUGCCAUGGCAGUAGAAGGCGUAGUGAUGUUUGGCUUCACCCUCCUAAUCCAGUACAAGUUCUUCUGCCAGUCAAGGUCAGUGACUGGAAUGGCGAGAGCUAAACCAGUGGAGGAUGAAGAUGUAGCUCGAGAGCGUGAGCGAAUGCAGAGUGGCGGUGCUCAAAACGACCUUCUGAGGAUCUGUAAUCUCACCAAGAUGUACUCUGGUAAGAAGGUAGUAGCUGUAGACGGGCUCUAUGUGGGUGUACCUACUGCUGAGUGUUUUGGCCUGCUAGGUAUAAACGGGGCGGGUAAAACCACCACUUUUAAAAUGCUGACUGGUGACAUCCGACCUUCCAGUGGAAAUGCCUUUCUUAAUGGAUAUAGUAUUCGUACACAGAUGAGGCAGGUCCAUCAGAAUAUGGGUUACUGCCCUCAGUUUGAUGCCAUUGAUGAUCUGCUAACAGGACGGGAGCAUCUGGAGUUCUAUGCUCGCCUCAGAGGGGUACCCGAGAGCGAGGUCACCACGGUGGCAGAAUGGGGCAUACAGAAACUAGGGCUGGUGAAGUAUUCCAACAAAUCUGCGGGUACCUACAGUGGAGGAAACAAACGCAAGCUCUCUACAGCCAUGGCUCUGAUUGGCUGCCCUCCUCUGGUCUUCCUGGAUGAGCCGACCACAGGGAUGGACCCUAAGGCUCGCCGUUUCCUGUGGGACUGCAUUCUCAGCGUGAUCAAAGAGGGCCGUUCCGUCGUCCUCACCUCACACAGUAUGGAGGAAUGUGAGGCUCUGUGUACGCGGAUGGCCAUCAUGGUCAAUGGCAGGUUUAAGUGCCUGGGCAGCAUUCAGCAUCUGAAGAGCAGAUUUGGUGACGGCUACACAGUGAUAGUUCGUGUAAAGGGGGGGCUGACUGAUCUGAGUGCAGUAGAACAGUUUGUGAGAGACACGUUCCCCGGCAGUGUGCUGAAAGAGAAACACCACAACACCCUGCAGUACCAGAUGCCCAGCACAGAGGGCGCUCUAUCACACAUCUUCAGUGAGUUUAGUACUCAUCAGGACAUACUGGGAGUGGAAGACUACUCUGUCUCUCAGACCACACUGGAUCAGGUGUUUGUGAACUUUGCCCGGCAGCAGCAUGACGUUGAGGACUAUUCAUACAUCAAUCCUCUAGAUCUGAGCGAUGAGAUCCCCAUGCAAAAAUACUAAUCACACACACACACACACACACACACACACACACAGAAAAAGUCUAGUUUAUGCUUCUUUAAAUGGUCAGAUGAUAGAUGGGUAAAGGUGUGUCAAUUCAGAAACUUAGUCUGUGAAUCUGAAAUGUCAGAGAGUUGAGAUUAGCUAAUAAAAGGGUCAUUAUCUGGGCAAAGUGGCUUUUGAAGUAAAAACAAUUACAUUUAUUCAUAUAAUUUAAAAAAUCUUUAUUUCUCUCUCUAUAUAUACACUAAAAUUUCUCCCACAGGAGCUUAAGACUGCAGAAAUUUGAUGGGGCACGGACUCCACAAGCUUGUGUAAAUAUUCUGUAGGCAAUGAACACCAAAGUUCCUGCAGACAGUCCACAAUUCUGUUGUAUUCCGAGGUGUAGGAUUUCUGUUCCACAGCAUGUUGCAUGGCAUCCCAGAUGUGUUCGAUAACGUUGAGAUCUGGUGACUUAGGUGGGAAUGGUAAAACCACAAACUCCCCAAACCCCAAGAUGAGACAUAAUUUGGUGUCUCUAUGCAUGUGGUGGUGCAUUGUUCUGUUGAAAGAGGCCAAACCAAUUGGAAUAAAUGCAGGACAUGAAUGAAUGUAACCCAUUAGAGAAGAGGCACACACAGUGUUCACCUGUCAGAGACAUUUGAUGUACCAGGGGUCCCAUGGAAUGCCAGCUAAACAAAGGCAUAGGUACCAAUUUUCCUGGCACUUCAGUGUAUGUAGUUUAUGAGAAUGCGUAGCACAUAUUUACUUAAUAUUUGAAAAAGGUUAAAGUGCUUAUAUUCAUAACACCCAUAACCCCACUAGCCAAAUAUUCAGGAUAGUGAGCUUUUAAUAUAAUGUUGAAUUUUAUAUAAAAAAAAAAAAUUGCUUUAACUUAAACAGUUUUAAAUCUAAGUCUUAAAUAACAUAUACAAAAAGAGAACAAAUAAUUUUUAUUCAAGCCACUUUCAACCCCCAUUAUGCCACCUAAUCUAGAUAAUGACCCAAAGUUGUCUGGAGUGUUAACAGAGCCUCAACUCAGCUGCUGUAGGUAUGACAAACUGGUAAACAAAUAAUAGUUUCACAUACUGUUAUACUUAUUAUAUUAUACACACCUAGUAUAGUAAUAGAUUAAAAUGAAGCUAGGCUAUAUUUUCCUGUUCCUUUAUUUCUGCACAUUUCAAUUCCAUCAGGUUCUUUGUUUCUGUUUAGAGACUUUUUUUAACAAAGCACAGUGAAUAGGUUUUUCAAUAGAGUAAAACAUCUUGCCAAAUGGUUAAGUUUGCAACAGCCUGAUCUAUUUCAGACCUCCUACUGAUUUAGUAAACCAUUAAACAAUGAACAUCAUUUAUUUAUUUGUGUUUAUAUACACAGAAGCACUCAGGUAUUUUAUAUCUAAUAGCUAUUUUUCUUAUUGUUAGUAAUCACCCAUUCUAUAACUUUAUAGAACUUUAUCUUAUAACCUCUGACAGAUAAUUCUACACUCUACAUGAUGAUUUAAUAUUUUAUGUAUAUUUUUAAAGAAAGAAAUGUAAUAUUUAAAGAUGUUUUAAUGUGAUGAAUAUUAGCAUAUUAUUGCUAUAUUCUUUUUUUGUAUUUUGAUGCUAAAACACAGAUUUAAAAUUCAGUGGCAAUGUAUCCAGUAACCUUUCCUAGCUUAUGCAAACAUUAUAUGUAAUUUUUCCUUUGGCUGCAUCUGUAUGUUCAGUGGCCACUAAAGUGGAUCACUCUGGUCUGGAAGUUUUACUCAACCUUUCCUGACGCAACACUCCUUAUUUAUUUGGGCUUGGGAUCGACACUGAGGGUGCACCAAAAAGCUAGAUUGUUACAUCAGCAAUUGGAGUCUCAGUGGUAAUGUGCUAUAUAAUAAUAAAGAAAUAAUUGUAACAAACCAUCACACGGUAAUAAACUAAAAUAAAAAAGUAAAAUAAAUGUCUUAAAAUGCUGGCCAAC